This is a messenger RNA of Cuscuta epithymum, 919 nucleotides long. The record is from the annotation of a GenBank genome assembly. Lineage: Eukaryota; Viridiplantae; Streptophyta; Magnoliopsida; Solanales; Convolvulaceae.
ACGCCCAUCUAUUUCCGUAGAACAUCUUCUCCUUCUUCCGCCUGCCGGCUAACUUUCCUAAAGGAGGAGUAAGGAAGCCAGAUCGUUUCCAUAUCUAUGAAAGACACCAAAUCUGAAAGUCGAGCUAGCAGUCCCGAGCUACCUCCACGCCACCACCUUUGACGCCGCUACCAUUGCACUGCUGUGCUUCCAACUCCGGAGCAAGAUGAUCGUACAAAGCCCUCGCCACUUGAUGUGCUGCUGGCUAUUGUGAUUCCAACGCAGUCAAUGUCUCUGUUGUGCCUCUGCCCCGCCUCCGACGCCGCUACAUCUGUCAUAAGUAUCGCUGGUUCCAGUUGAUCAUUCAUAUCCUCUUUAUCAGCUUGCUAGAUUGUGAGCUCAGCAUGGUGGGGGUUCAAGAAUAAAUACAUGGUGAUGGAAGUAUUUUUGGAUCCAAAUAAAGAUAUUGUGGGAAACAGGGAAAGGACCCUAUUAUUAUCACACAAUUCAAUCUCUCAAAAUCUUGUGAAAGAUGACAUUCUUGUGAAAUUUGGAGAGUGUGGUCUAGCCUUUUCGCUCAACUCAUUUCAAGGAAGUAUCAAGGCCUGCAAAAAUGCUGAUUUGAAGUGUGAAAUGUCAAAGUUUGAGCACUAUAAGUUGCUAGGUGGAAGCAAUCUUAAUGGAGAUGUGGAGCAGCAGAUGAAGAAUUGUCUUGAAAAGAUCAAAGUUUUGGAGCACUAAAAUAUACUCCAUAAUUUGGACCUGCGUAAAUCCCCAGGUCUUCGGUCUGCGUUUUUGUGUUUCAGCUUUGCGCUAAGCCUUCGAGCAACAAGGAUUAGUCGAUCACUUAAGCGAUCGUUAAAUAUCAUUAAGGGUAAUUUAGAUAUUUGAUUUGUUUUUAAUUAUUUUUAUUUAAUUUAGUGGCUGUGUUUAGUAAAAA